Molecule: messenger RNA, 636 nt
Organism: Clunio marinus
Lineage: Eukaryota; Metazoa; Arthropoda; Insecta; Diptera; Chironomidae
Source: the annotation of a GenBank genome assembly
UCAGUUACAUUCAAUUACUGUGAGAAUUCUACGAAUUUAUUUAAAUUAUAAUGUACAGAAUCACUCUGUUUUAUUUCAUUUAUUUUAUCGGGCAUUCAUUAGCUCAGCAUCCUUUACCGGAAAGUGGAGAUUGUAAAGAUACUUGUAAAUCGGACUUAAUAGUAACACCACAAGAAAUGACAGGCAUUUGGCACUUCACUAAAGGAACAAAUAUUUUUGGCAGUUCAAAAUGUCUUCGUUUAAACAUUACAAAUGUUGAUGACAGCACAAACAACCUUGAAAAGUCGGAAAUAAUGUUAAGCACUGGAAGAACAGCUGUAACAACUGGAACGAUGCACUACUUUGUGGACAUUCGUAUGCGUUUUGAAAUGUUCUCAGUGUCACCUGAUGCUUUUGCUAUGGUUCUCUGCCUUGAAUGUGGAUUCUACACGAAAAAUGGAGCAGGAAUUUAUCUUGAAAUAUUCACGAGAUUGCCAUAUCCAACAUGUGAGAGACUUAGUGAGUUGUAUUCAACGAUGAGUUCAUGUGGAGUUGCAGAGGAUGAACUGACAUUAAUGGACCAAUCAACAUGUGAUCAAUCUUGCAAUUAGAAGCUCUGAAGUUAAUACUUCUUACGAGUUUUAUGUUUACUUAUUU